AUGAGUUUUGAGCAGAAUUUACUGAGCGAUGAGGUCAUCAAAGAACGCGAAAAGGAGGAGAUUGAGAUGGAGCGAUCAAUGAAUGUGGUAAUAAAUGACAGCAGGAAAUUUGUGCGGAAAAAUGUUGACAAACUACGGAAUACUGGUCAGGAGAUUUUCCAGAUCAUGAAUGAACUAGCAAUGCAAGAAAACCAGGGAUCCAAUGCGGGAGGUUCUGAUUUGAAACAAGCCUUUAGUAGUCUCGCUACACAACGACAAGCGGCAGUCAAAGCUAAGACCAAGGAAGCUCAAGAAGUCCUUAACGAAAGAGCUUUGCUCGCCGAUUCAGCCAACUGGCAAGCAGCAGCUCAAGAAGUGAAGAAAGCACUCGAUGACACUUUGAGAAUGGCAAGAACAAACAACGACAGAAACAUGAUCAAGAACGCACUGAAACAAUUUAACUUCAUGUCCGUUGCCGUGGAGAGAAGGAAUCAGGAAAAUAUGGAACUCUGCGAGCAGAUUUUGGAACUGGGGCUCAGCACUAACCAUCUGAACAAACUGAAUGAGAAAUUAGACGUAGAACUCAUUAAGAAGACGACACGGCUUGAGGCACUCGAGAACUUCACUGAAAAGAAAAAUGUCAAAAUUAAAGAAUUGCAAGAGCAACUAAAGGCCAUGAAAAGCACAGUGGACAAAGCCAAAGAAGUCAAGAAACCCAACCCUAAGGAAGAGGCGAAGCGAGAGGCUGCAAUCAAAGCUGCUGAGAAAGAAAAUGCCCGUUUGCUGCAGGAGUUUAAGAAAUUUCAGACAGAGGCUGAAGGGAGAGAAGAGGAAUUGCACAAAGAAAUUGAACUUUCUCAGGAAAGGCUGAUCGAUGCGGAGGAUACUGCAGUUAAACUGAACAAAGUGAUUGACAACCUCGAAGGGCAACUGGGAGACACAUUAGAGCAACUGGAGGAGCACGCCCAUCAGUUGGACCUUACACAAUUUCAGAGCGAGGCUAAGCAGUCACAGCAGACUUCCAUGAGAGAUCAAUAUCAACAACGGAUUAAAGAAUACAAGCAAGAGGUGGAGGGUAUGGAUAAAAACAUCACUCGUCUGAAGGAUCUUGUCAAAGUGAAAGAGGAGACAAUUCAUCUGCAGGAGACAAAGAUGGAGGAGUUGAUUGCCAAUAUGAAGCAGCAAUCUACAGCCUUGUCUAAUGUACAUGCACCUCCAGCCAAGGAUGUCGCCCCACCAUCUGGGGCUUCAGCUGAGGUUCGUAAUAUGCUGUCUCGUGUGAAGGGGGAACACGAAGUAGAAUUACAUAAACUGCAGGAGCAUUUUACCAAGGAGAAACAAAGAUCUGAUGCUACAAUGAGGAAGCAAGAGAAUGAGAUGAGGAUACAACUUGCAAACAUCUUGAAGGAGAGUAACCGUCUCCUCAGGGCUGUUAAUCGUUUCAAAGACGGACUCGCUGCUAUACUAGAGAAAGAAGGUCUUCUUGACACGGCACAUGAGGUGAGGCAGCUACACAAUAUUUCCAUUGAAGAGAAACCAACUGAUGUCAAAAUGAUCUUGGGUCAGAUGGCUGGGAAUGCAGUUGAAGUGCUGGUAUCACUGGAAAUCAAAAUAGCACAGGCCCUGAUGAACAAGCGUCUUGAACUGAAAGAAGCACUUAUGCCCAGGCAGAGAACUUUGACCCCGCUGGUAGAGGUCGAUCAAGAAGUUGAAAAGCUGACCAAGGAAAUUGGUUAUCUUACAGAAAAACUGGAAAAGGCACAAGAACUUCUUCAUGCAACUGAAGUUAUGUUGAGUGAAACAAGAAGAAUUAACGAUGAAAAGUACAAGGCCUUACUGGAUCGUCACAAAGCUCUUAUUCUUCACAGCAGUAGCUUAAACAGAGAAAUGAAGUCAUUGGAGCAAGCAUUCCGUGAGGAAAUGAAGAAACGAGACACAAAGCUCCGUUUCAUGAGAGGCAGUAUGGCGGAGCAAGCUCGCCAACAGCAAACAUUGGUGACGCAACUCAAGAUGGACAUGGAGAGCAAUAAGCGAGUUGAGAAAGCACCUCCAGAUAUAAGCCAGCUAAGGUUAAAGGUCAGUGACCAGUUGAGGAAUCUUUCUGUUCUGGAAUCAGCCUUGAAGGAGAAUAAGAUUUCACUGGAGCUUCAUACGAUCACAGUUGACAUAAUUACUCAGACAAUGGAAGUACCUGAGAUGAGAUUAAGACACAUGUUUGAACGCUACAUCACCUUCAGAAGAUUGCAGGAACAAAAAGAGGAACUUAUAUCCAAGAUUGAUGACACAUUGACAGUUGAGCAUGAUAAGAAGUUACAAGGUUUCUUUGCCCGCAUGGAGACUCGGAUGACUGAGAAUGUCAACAAAUGGCAGGAGCAGCGAGAAGCACUCAAACAAGAGCGAACCAAUCUGUACGAGCAAAUGCUUGCAAUCUUUGAUGCCGUAGGUCAAGAAACUGGUCUGACCUUGGCACGCCCCGUAGAGAAAGUCGCCGUCUUCAGACGUCAGAGGAAGAAUAAAGCUCAUCCUAUUCUAGGACCACAAGGGAUACGUAUGAAAGUUCCCAUGGAGUUUAAAUCCAACAAGCUGAUUGGUACGAGUGUCACACUCAUUGGGGAUCAUGGGCCAUUCUGGAAGAUGCCAUCCAAUAUGCAAGGAGGCGCAGAUCUUGUGACUGUUCCUAAGAUUCUUGAGAUGGACAUCGACUCUAGAAGAAAGACUGCUAAAGAAGUUCUACAGAGACUUGGAAUGGGAGACAUACACAAGAAAGAACAGCCUUCAUCUCGGCCGUCACAAGAACCGUCAGUGCCCCCUCUGGCUACAUUAUUUCCACCCAUAUCUUCAUAAAACAUUAGCAAUAGUGAGGCCAAU
Molecule: messenger RNA, 2847 nt
Organism: Asterias rubens (European starfish)
Lineage: Eukaryota; Metazoa; Echinodermata; Asteroidea; Forcipulatida; Asteriidae
Product: myosin heavy chain, non-muscle-like
Exons: 28
Coding region: 1-2823 (940 amino acids)
Source: RefSeq, a predicted model, not a curated record